CCAAGACACCCCGCCUACAGGAGCAAUAAUGUGUCACUCCUCUCCCCAGAGCCCAGCCCCGCUGCCAGGAACGGGGAGCUGACACAAAAACUGGGGAGGCCUGGGGCUUGGAGGCCCAGGCUGAGCCCAGGCGGAUCUCAGGCAGACACAGACAGAACCCACAGCAGUUCCAGGAGCCCAGAUACCAGGAGCCUGAGAGAAGGCCCAGAAGCUUCUUGCAGCCAUGUCGGCCCUCAUCCUGCUCCUUGCGGUCCUGUUCAGCGCAAUGCCGCCCGCCAGCUGUCAACAAGGCCUGGGGAACCUGCAGCCCUGGAUGCAGGGCCUCCUCGCCGUGGCUGUGUUCCUGGUGCUCGUGGCGAUCGCCUUUGCCGUCAACCGCUUCUGGUGCCAGGAAGAGCCGGAGCCCGUGAACAUGGUCAUGACCGUUGGAAACAAGGCAGAGGGAAUCUCGGUAGGAACCGACGGAAGGUACUCCUCGAUGGUGGCCGGUGUCAGAUCCAGGGAGCACGAGAAUGCCUAUGAGAAUGUUCCCGAGGAGGAGGGCAAGGUCCGAAGCACCCCCAUGUGACCCCCGCCUGCCUGUGGCCCCCAGCCCUGACCCCAGGUGCCUGCGAUGGCUGCUCAGCUCCCCACCCAAGCCGCUCCUUCUCUGUGCGGGAACCUACAGUAAGGGGCCGACUCUUCCAACCCCACACUGCCCACCUUCUCUUGAACUGUCACCAGCCAAAGUCAGAGCUGUGUCCAGGUUGGGGCUUAGCUGUGGCCCUAGGGUUUUGUGGCAAGUCUCCCACCCAAUUCAAUUCAGCAGACCCUUCCAAAGAGGACAGUCAGCUCAUCACCUCCCACCCUGCUUCACAUCCUCUCCCUCUAACCAUGGAAAUGGUUCUCAUUUCUGUGAAAUAAAGAUGUUUUGUAUUUCCAA
Ailuropoda melanoleuca (giant panda) is the source of this 922-nucleotide messenger RNA. RefSeq names its product PDZK1 interacting protein 1 (gene PDZK1IP1). The coding region runs from base 224 to 568 and encodes 114 amino acids. The record is from RefSeq and is a predicted model, not a curated record. Lineage: Eukaryota; Metazoa; Chordata; Mammalia; Carnivora; Ursidae. The transcript has 5 exons.